CCACCUGGUGUUUAUCAUGGCAUUCAGUCAGAAGGAGACAAAGAUGACCGGAUAAUACCAGAUCCUCCACCCAGGGACUUGGACGAAAGAUCUCUAUCGGCUAUUCUGACGCCCAUUGAACUUUCAAUCUUGCCACCUCCCUUGCCUUACAACAGUGAAGGAAUUCCAUACCAGAAUCAACAAGCACUUAUGGAUUUGGAUCAACAGGAUAUGAAAGGAGAUGAGGAUGAAAGAAUUAUGUACAGCAUGCCCGGUGAACCACCCUUACCUCCACAAGAUUUUGACGAGCGAGCACUCCUACUACCAGACGAAGAAAGAAAGAGGGAUAGAUCCCGCUCCAGAUCAAGAGGAAGAAGCGGAAGACAUAACAGGAGUCGUUCCAAGUCUCCCAGAAGGAAAAGAUCUCAAUCGAGAUCCCGAAAAAGUUCCCGUUCUGAAGGUCGAGAAAGGAUUCAUGAAAAAGAGCGAGAAAGAGAACGUGAGCGGGAGCGACGUAAAAAAGGUUUACCGCCAAUCAAAAAAGGCUCUGUCAGUGUUUGCAGUACUACUUUGUGGCUGGGUCAUGUACCUAAAUCUUGCACUGAAAGUGAUAUCAGUGCUGUGUUUGGUGAAUUUGGAACAAUAUUAAGUAUCGAUAUGAUUCCUCCAAGGGGGUGUGCUUUUGUCGUCAUGGAUCGGAGACAGGAUGCCAAUAAAGCCGUACUAAAAUUGAAAAAUCUGAAAUUACACUCGAGUUUGGUGAAGUUGGCCUGGGCUCCUGGCAAAGGAGUGAAGGGAAAAGAAUAUAAAGAAUAUUGGGAUGUUAAUGCUGGUGUUAGCUAUGUGCCCCAUGAAAAAAUUCCUGAAGGUUCUUCUGAAUCUUUAGAUCUUUUGGAAGAAGGUGGCUUUAUUGAUGAAGAAUCUUUGCCAGACAAUUUAAAAGAGUUGAGAAGUGAGACAAAGGACAACAAGAUGAGCAGUACAGCGGUGGCAGCAGCAUUACCCACAACGGCAGUCCCUCCUCCACCUCCCAUCAUUCCACCGGUUAACUUGUCAGGAAUGGUUCAUCUCAUGCAACCACAAUUUGGACUGCCCCUGCCAGGUUUGCUUCCGCCUCAGGCAAUGGUGAUGCAAGUGCCUAUGGGUAUACCUCCACCUAAUCCGAUGUUGAUGGUGCAACAACAGUCCCAAGCCAUCCUAAAUCCAAUAGGAAUGCCACCCAUGAUCCCUCGUGCUGUUCCUCCUGUACCGAAUGCCUCCUUGCAAAAUUUCAAAAACGGUGAUGCAGUUUCACCUUCUGGAGAUGCCACUCCCACAGAAGAAGACGGCACAAUCAACUCUCCAAUUUCAAACGCUGUUUCAUCUGCACAACAAUCCAAUCCCGUUAGUCAGUUUAACGCUAUAUUGGGCCUCCAGAAUCGCCCCAUGCUGCCUCCUGUCUCGUCUGCCGGAGCACCUAUACCAUACCCCCCACCCACUCUUGGUUUCAGUUUCCCCCCUCCCGGCAUUCGUCCUCCGCAGUUUCCUUGGCUUCAGCAAAAGCCGUUUAUUCCGGACAAGGUCAAGCAGGACGAGGUGGAGAAGAAGUCGGACGAUAUGGAAAUUUCAGGAAGCAGAAGCAGCCCCUCUCACGAUAUGGUAAUAAGCACGGACGAUGAAUCUUCCAUGGAUAGAGAUUAUCCACCACGAAAUGAUCCUAGAUUUCAAGGUCCUACCGAAUUUCCCCAUCAUCCGAGGGGUGGGCUCGUGCGUUUUCCCAGAGGCUUUCCUCCCAGGAUGGGCGGGCCCAGAGGAAUGCACCCGAAUCACCAACACAUGGAGUUUGCGCCACAUCCCAGAAUGCCGCGUAGAGAGAUGCCCAUGGACGGCCGCGACUGGUACCCGCGCGACUACGAUCAUUUCGAGAGGGGGUUCGACAAAGCUUGGGGAGAACCCGACAGGUUCGACUGUGAAGAAAAUUUCAAUGAGAGGCGGAACUAUCGCAACGAAAAUAGGUCGAUGGCCGAAGUCAAGCAGAAGACUGUUGAAUCAAAAGACAAACAGAAAUCUAAUAGCAAAAGAAACAGUAAAAGUCUAAUGGACGAUAUGUUUAAACUGAGGUUUUAUCAAAGGGACAAAAAUCCCAGUUACGCGUCCCAUCUCUCGAAGAAGUUAGAAACAAAAAAGAAGGAAACUGUCACGACGAAAAGUAGUGAGACAACAAUGACGACAACAACAGACUCUGGAAGAAGUAAGCGCUCGUCGAGGUGGGGUAGGACCUUGUCCGAAGAGAGAGAAAUCCAGGAUCAGAAGCGGUUUGAAAUAGAAAUAAAAUUUCAAAGUUAUGAACAAUCUUCUAAAGCCUUGCAGGCUGAACAGAAAGAAGAAUCUAGUAACACUCCUGUGGUGGACACUCCUGUUGCGGACACUCCUGUAGUGGACACUCCUGUAGUGGAUACUCCUGUAGUGGAUACUCCUGUUGUGGACACUCCUGUUGUGGACACUCCUGUUGUGGACACUUCUGUUAUGGACACUUCUGUUGCCUCUGGGUGUGAUGAACCAUUAACUAAUACUGUAAAUAGUGAAACAAUAGACAAUACAAAUGCUGCUCCUUCUGAAAGUUAAUAUUAUUUCAAUAAAUAUUCCCCUCAGCUCUUA
Messenger RNA from Parasteatoda tepidariorum (common house spider), 2616 nucleotides. The record is from RefSeq and is a predicted model, not a curated record. NCBI's taxonomy places the organism in Eukaryota, Metazoa, Arthropoda, Arachnida, Araneae, Theridiidae.